AUGGAAUCAACCAGUUUAGAGUCCUCCAUUCCUUUCGACCACACAUACAUUCUUUACGAUCCCAAUGACAUAAUAUCAACCAUAUGUGUUCAGUUUUCACUUCUUCCAAUCUACAUCAUGGUGUUUUACACCUCCUGGUUCCUUAUCACUAGAGAGAUCGAACCUGUCAUUAUAGUGGGAGGUCACCUAGUUGGAGAGGUAAUGAACAAAAUCGUCAAGCAUAUAGUGAAACAACCACGUCCUGAUUUUCACAAGGACUUUGGCGCAGGUUCCUACGGACUCAGCUACGGAAUGCCUUCUGCUCAUUCUCAGUUCAUGGGUCUUUUUGCAGCCUACUACAUUUGCACGAUUUUGAUGAAAGUUCCCCUUCAGAAAUGGCAGAAGGUGGUUGGAUCGUUUCUUCUUUCCGUGUCAGCCCUUGGUGUGGCGUUUUCCAGAGUGUACUUGUUGUACCAUACCGCAGAACAGGUCAUAGUGGGAGUAUUGCUUGGAGCCGUUUUGGGAACUGGUUUCUUUGUUGUGGCUUCUGUUUUCCGUGAUAUCGGAAUAGUUGAUUGGGUUCUUUCGUGGCGCAUUGUUCGCUUCUUCUGGAUCAAGGAUCUGUACUAUCAUAGCUAUCAGACCUUUGAGGAGGAAUGGAAAGCCACGCAAACAAGGGCUCAAGCAGCUAGGCAGAAACAGGAGUGA
Molecule: messenger RNA, 687 nt
Organism: Candidozyma duobushaemuli
Lineage: Eukaryota; Fungi; Ascomycota; Pichiomycetes; Serinales; Metschnikowiaceae
Gene: CWH8
Product: Cwh8p
Exons: 1
Coding region: 1-687 (228 amino acids)
Molecular function (GO): sphingosine-1-phosphate phosphatase activity
Source: RefSeq, a predicted model, not a curated record